GUUUGAAUGUUCGAUGAGAGGAAGUCGAUUCUUAGCUUCACUGCGGAGCUUCUUCCGCCGCACGAAACAUGUGCUUCACGAACACAUCGUAUACUUUGCACGAGUGCAUUAUGGGUACUUGCGAUAAAUCGUUUCAUGAAAUAAAACUGAUGUCUAAGAUUUUAAAACUUGUUGCUUAUAAGAAAAAUUGAAAUUAUACAUUCCGUUAAAGAUCGUUAAUAAAUUUCGUUUGUUAUAAAGAUCGAACUCAAAGGAAGAAUAAAUAAAAUUAUAUGAACUUGUUGCAUAUAUAUUCGAAAUUUUUAAGGAAUGUAAUUUAUACAUAUGUUUGUUAACCAACCAAUUGUAAUCGGACCAGCUCAAAAUACAUAAGUGUAAAUAAUUUACGAAAUUAUACAAUCGUAUACAUUAAAUAUAUUAUACGAUAACAAUAUGACUGAAAUGAAUAUUUUACAAAUAAGUUGCUUCAAAUCUGAUGCUGAACAUGUGCCAAUAUAUAGUUUAAUGAAACAUGUUUUAAGUGAAAUCAUGCUUAAAAAUUUUUGAAAAGUAUUUCUUGGCAACGUACUUCUUGUUAAUAAGUAUACUUUACUUCUUGUUAUGAGUAGUCUUGUUAUUAAGUAAGAUAGUACUUUUAUUGUGCUAAGAAUACGUUAUGGUUUGUUUUAAAAGUACGUCAGACUGUAUAAGACAUAUAUCACUAUAAAAGAUCAUGCUGAAGUCAGGAUAAAUAAACUUUGAAGAAUAAUACGCUCCACAAUGUGUCAGAGAGGGAUGUUUAUCGUCUACCUUUGGUUACAAUUUGGUAUUUCCUUGUGCUUCAAGUUAAAUGGCCCUACAUUCACAACAGAGCCACCACAUAUAUCUGAAUUUUCAAACUCAAGUGGGACCGUGAUUCCUUGUACUGCUAGUGGUAACCCUGCACCUGCCAUCACAUGGACUAAAAACGAAAACGAGGUGGUUCAAGAUAUACCAGGAAUUCGUCAUGUUCGAAGGGAUGGUGCUCUAGUGUUUUCCCCCUUCACACCAGAUGAAUAUCGUCCUGACAUUCAUUCAGUAAUUUAUAGAUGCAUCGCUUCCAACAGCUUUGGUGCUAUUGCGAGUCGAAAUGUCCAUGUUAGAGCAGUUAUCAGUCAAAGAUAUGAAAUCUAUUUGGUCGAUGAGUAUGUUCUUAAGGGUAACAUGGCUCUUCUUCGAUGCUCUCCACCGAGCUAUGUCAAAGAAUAUAUCAGAGUUACAGCGUGGGAAAGAGUUGACGGAUUUUUAAUCACGCCAGAUGUAAUUAGUGGUAAAUAUGGAAUGCUGGAUGAUGGAAAUCUUUAUUUCCGUGAUGUCAGAGAAAGAGAUGCAACCUUCAGUUUCCGAUGUCAUACCGAAAAUAUUAUCACAAGAGAAAAGAUUGUUAGUUCUAACUACUCUAAAGUUAUAGUUAUGGAGCCCCAAUACAAUCAACAGCCAAGGAUUGUCCACUCUUUGAGUAAAGUGAAAGCGAAUGCUGGACAUCACGUGAGUCUCUUUUGUAUAGCUCAAGGUCACCCAGUUCCUAAAUACCAAUGGUAUAAAACAAUUCAUGGACAGAGGAUUAUGUCUGGAAUUGGAGUUAGCGCCAAACAAGAAGAUGGUGUCUUAAAAUUCUCCAAUGUGAAAUUAUCAGACGCUGGAUUUUAUUCCUGCCAAGUCACGAAUUCCAUUGGGGAAGACAGAGUUGAUAUUGAAUUACUUGUAGAAGAGCCAUUAAAGGUUAGUAUCAUCCCAAAAGAACUGCAACUAAAUGUGGGUAAAGAUGGUCUUUUCAACUGCUCCGUCGAGGGUCAACCAUUUGACAGCAUUUUCUGGAAGAAAGAUACAAGAUUUAUUGGGGCAGAUUCUCGAAUUUUAUUCCCGUCUCCGACCAUCCUUCAAGUGACCCAUCUCAGGGGACAGGAUUCGGGGAUGUACCAGUGCUUCGUCCAGAGGGAAUCCUACUCUUCACAGGCAACUGCCAGGCUUCUAGUUGGAGACCUAUCUCCACAAUUCAAGCUCACUUUUCCGGAAAAGACUGUACGUCCUGGUAGCUUUAUUUCUCUUCUGUGCAUAACCAGUGGCAACCCAACUCCCCAAGUAAAGUGGACACUAGACGAUGUCUGGACAUUAUCCACAAGACCUGGUAUCGCAGUCAGCACUUACUUGAGCCCAGCUGGAGAUGUGUUCAGUUAUGUUAAUAUCACAUCUGCAGAUGUAAUGGACAGCGGUCUCUACAGUUGUGUGUCCUUCAACGAAGCUGGUAGAUCUGUUCAUUCACGGCGAUUGAAUGUUUUUGGGUCAGUGUUCAUCAGACCUCUGAACAAUUUGACUGCUUUAGCUGGAGGAACCUUCAAAGUCUUCUGUCCAUUCGGGGGUUAUCCAUAUAAUGAUAUCAUCUGGAAGAAAGAAGGAGAAACUAUUGCUAAUAACCAGAGGCAGCAUGUUUAUCAAAACGGUACUCUUCUAAUAAGUGAAAUGUCCAACGAAGAUGGUGGCCUCUACAGUUGUGAAGUCCGAAGUUCACAAAGUGCUCCCGUCUCCAGAACAUUUAGAAUUUCGAUCAAAAAUGCUCCAAAAAUAGCCAAUUUUUCCUUCCACAACAACUUAUACGAAGGUAAAAGAACAGCUGUAACAUGCAUUAUAGUAGAGGGAGAUGGACCUAUAUCUACUACUUGGCUUAAAGAUGGUAUACCAUUUGAUGCUAAUGAUCUUGGAGCUGUUUUAACGUAUGCUGAUGAGAAUUUUGUAUCUACAUUAACAUUCAAGAACUUGACAUACAACCAUAAUGGUAAUUACACAUGUGUGGCCAGAAAUGAGGUUGCCUCUACAUCGCAUAGCGCAGUUCUUGUCGUUAGAGUCCCUCCUAGAUGGAUAAUAAAACCCACUAAUGUAACAGCUGUGGCCGGUCGACCAGUAAAAAUUGAAUGUCAGGCAGACGGUGUUCCAUUACCACAUGUACGAUGGAAAAUGUCUUCUUCUGGUGAGUCUUCACAGCAAUUCAAAACAAUUGUUAGCCGAUCUCAUGUCCAUAUCUUGAUGAAUGGAUCCCUAAAUUUUCAAAAUGUUGAGAUAUUGGAUUCCGGGUAUUAUAUGUGUGAGGCAAGUAAUGGUGUCGGAUCUGGAAUUACCGCUGUAGUAUAUCUAUCUGUUCACAGUGUUCCACGUUUUCAUACAAAAUAUGCAAUGAUGACGGUAAGACGAGGUGAUAAGGCAUUAAUGGAUUGUGAAGUAGUGGGUGAUAAACCCAUUAGUUUUUCAUGGAGAAAAAAUGGAGCGGCCAUUGACACGGAAACAGAGAUACGAUAUUCACAGAAAACUCAUGAGAGUGUCUCUGGAGCCCGAUCGGAAUUAGUCAUUGAAAAAGUGGAAAAGAAAGAUUCAGCUUUGUUCUCUUGCACUGCAGCUAAUCAAUAUGGAGAUGAUUCAAAGAAUAUUCAGCUCACAAUUCAAGAUAUUCCUGAUGCACCCAAGAGUACUGAAGUUCAUGAUGUUUCGAGUAGAAGUGUUAGACUUUCUUGGAGUAAACCAUUUGACGGGAAUUCUCCCAUAAUUCAAUACACAGUCAUGUGGAGACAGCUAGGAGGUGAAAAUACUGGGGGUCCAGUUACAGUACCUGGACACGAGACGUCUUUAGUAAUUCGAGGACUGAAACCGAAGAAUCGCUACUUUUUUCGCGUCAAAUGUGAGAAUUCAUUGGGGGAGAGUCAGUUUGGAGCAGAAGUGGCUGUGACGACACUGGAAGAACCUCCCAAGAGAGCUCCAUAUGGUGUGAAAGUCUCCGCAGUUUCAUCGAGGUCUAUCAAUGUUACGUGGCAAGUAUCAAGAGAUGAUGACAUUGAAAGCGUCGAUGGAUUUUAUAUAGGAUACAAACCCUAUAUCAAGUCUGAACCUUACAAUUUUAAAGCAAUUAACGCAUCUUUCUUAGUUUAUCUCAACUUUAUUCUCACCGGAUUGUCACCCUUAACUGACUACAGUGUCAUUGUCCAAUCCUACAAUAGCAGGGGUGCUGGACCCCCAUCCGAACCAGUUAUUGCAAGAACUCUAGAAUUCGACAAACCAGAAUCUCCUGCUAUAAAAACGUAUUAUUCAACAACUAAGUCCAUUAAAAUAUCUUGGGAUUCUAGAAGUACACCAACAUCCCCAGUUGCUGGUUACAUAUUGUGUCACAAAAAGGAAGGAAACGACUGGCAUGAGAUCCGCUUGCCUGGUGACAGAAACUCGUACACACUCCACGACUUACAGUGUGGCACAUCAUAUUCUUUUUAUUUGAUUGCCUUCAACAGCGCGGGGAGAAGCAACGACAGUGAGAUACUGUCAGCAAAAACUGAUGGAGUGGCUCCAAUAACACCGGACAAAGACCGUCUCCUGACUGUGAGUUCAACUAGCGUGUUUGUAAAUCUCAGCAGUUGGCACAACGGUGGCUGUCCAAUAACUGUCUUCGUGAUUCAGUAUAGGGCUAGUGGUCAACAGGAAUGGACUCUGGUCAGUAAUAAUAUUGUUCCAGAGCAACAGAACAUAACCAUAACGGAUCUCAUUCCCGGGACAUGGUACACCUUGUUAAUCACAGCUCGAAAUGAUGCCGGAGCAACAGAUUCAGAGUAUAUCUUCGCUACGCUGACAUUGUCCGGAGAAUAUCCUCCUCACCCUGCACAAGUUCGGGAAAUGAGCAGUACGAUCUAUCGUCAUUUGAUCAUCACUGUCCCUGUCGUGAGUUCUGUCAUUGUCUUGUGUGUGGUUCUAAGUGCCGUCUGCAUCAUUACGAGAAGACGGGCGAACGAUGUGAACAAUAGAGCAUCCACUGGUUUUGAAACAAACGAUACAGUUAAGCCAGAAAAUCUGCAACUGCCAGUUAGAUACGACAGUUCACAAGAAGCAGCCUAUUAUGCCAGUAGUCGUGUUCUCAAUUAUAAUGACCAGUGCAUUCAAAAUUCGAAUCUUUGUCAGAAGAAUACUGGAACACUGCAGAAUACCAGACAUAGUUACAACUAUGAUAUCCCUUACGUCAAAAGAAAGUCGGAGAAAUGUGAGGGCAAUUAUGAAUCUCCUACCCUAUAUUUCCAAGCAUAUCAUCACUCAGGCAUUGAGACGAGGUUUUCUCAUGGUGAUCGAAUCAUCUACAGUGAAUCAAAGCGAAUUCGGAAUAAGAGGUCAAUAAAAGGGAAUCGAGAAAGUAAUGGAAAUACUGAAGCUAAGGAAGAUUUAAGGUAUAUUGCUAGAACAACUGAAGAUAGAAUAUUUAGGGAUGAUUCCAGAGAAUCAGAAACAGAAUGUGAUAGAUUAUGGAAGACUUAUGAAAGCUGCCAAUAUGAAGAAACUAAAAGAUGGACGCCGGAGCAUACAAUUUUGAGUUAGCAACGGCAAUUCCAAAGAUUAUUUAUUAUCAGCUCGAGUAUUAAUUCCCAUUUCAAGAGCUUUCCCAUCAAUGUUCUCGAUGUGUAACGUCAUUCUAUUUUUUAUAUCAUCUUUGUAAAUAUGUGUAUUUUUAAAAUCAUUAAUAAAACUAUCAAAGC
This is a messenger RNA of Parasteatoda tepidariorum (common house spider), 5513 nucleotides long. Its product is annotated as cell adhesion molecule Dscam1. The record is from RefSeq and is a predicted model, not a curated record. Gene Ontology annotation, biological process: cell-cell adhesion. Gene Ontology annotation, molecular function: protein binding. Lineage: Eukaryota; Metazoa; Arthropoda; Arachnida; Araneae; Theridiidae.